Cercospora beticola is the source of this 1179-nucleotide messenger RNA. RefSeq lists its product as uncharacterized. The record is from RefSeq and is a predicted model, not a curated record. Lineage: Eukaryota; Fungi; Ascomycota; Dothideomycetes; Mycosphaerellales; Mycosphaerellaceae.
CUGGUGUCUGCGCAGCUGGCCGUUUCUGGUGCUCGGACGACACGUGUGGAGGGUUUGUAACGCUUGCUAAUGGGGCAUGUCCUGAACGUGUCAUGAGCAGACCGCACGUACAGCCGGCGAUCGAUUAUCCCUAUGCGGAGCAUCAUAAACAUGCAAACCCUGUGGCAAGGUCGUCCUCCCAGACUAGUCAUUUUCUACGGGCAACCCGAAGAAUGUGAAGCAACCGACUUCACAUGCGCAUCUCGUAGCUCCGUUGAGGCCUACGCGUUGCCACAUUGCUUGUGAUCUCAGUCAAGUGAGCAAGCAUGGGCGAAGGGGUUCCACGACGAGGCACAGCACUUCAGAAAACCAUCUGCCACGACUCAGUGACCGCACAUUUUGUUUGGAACAUCAAGUUGACACUGUGAUAUCUUCAACGCCAACGACCAUGGCUCCCGUUAGCAGCCAACAAGCCCUCGAGCAGUUGCUCGAGAUCGGAGGCUUCGCCACCGACUUCACUAUCAUGACGCAGACGAAGGCGUUUGCAGUCCACCAAUCCGUCAUCGACCGAAGUUUGCCUGACAACAAUCUGGACGGCAUGGCAUGUGGCAACGAUGAACUAGUCCUCAAUGUUACUGCCGAAGUAGCAGAGGACUUUAUUCGCCAUAGUUAUGGACUUCAAGUUCCAUGUCUUCGGCGUGUCGCUGGCUUGAAACCUACUGUCGAACAGUGCCUGCGAGUUCUGGACUUGUCGCAACGAGCUGCAGUAAAUUACUUUGACUAUCUCACGUCAGAUUGCAAUAACUGGCUACGAGAGGUGGUUCAAUCUAGCGCAGACGAUCCCGAGCUAUUGGUAGCAAUCGGCGAGAAUCUCCCCUACUCAAGUAUCAUGAUGGAUGAGAUGACGGGCGUGUAUGAGGACUUGCUCGAAAAGCUCGCAGAUUCGAUGCAGACUAUUCUGACGAGUCGUAAGGACUUGUUGCAGAGAGUUGUGAAGUGCGAGGAGUUACAUUGUGGUGUGCUAGGUCUACUGGCCACGCGAUCAGAGACCCUGCAGGGAGUCCAAAAGGCGAAGAAUGACGAGGUGCUGGCGCGAAAGCAUUGAUCGUAGUGCAGAUGGCGGGGCGUGCGCGGUUUACAGAGGACCUGAAGUCAGAUUUUGGGAGACCGAUGGGGCACGACGUGGUAGUGUGAGGUACG